CAUUUUUUCCCAGUUAGAAAAAAGCGCGCCGGGGAAGCCAGCGCGAUGAAGACGCAGGGCGACUCGGACCGGAGCGCCCACGUGCCGUCCACCGCACUCCUAUUACAGCAAACCCGAGCCUCUGUGCCCAUGUCCGCGAACCAGCGUCACAAACAGCUCACGGGCGGCUCCUCCGACCGCUUGCGUAGCCCCGAGGACCGUCGUCACACCGCGGGACGACGACACAGCCACGUCCCGGCGGCCCCGGUGUCGGCGCCCUCGUAUCAGCAUCUCGGCGCCAUCGAGAGCGUCCGUACGGCGCUUAGCAGCACGGGAGGCGUGAGCGCCGGCGCGAAUAACGUGGGACACGAGGUCAUUCUAAGCGGCGCGCUGAAUAAGCGCGGCCAGUUCUUCAAGACGUGGCUGCCUCGCCACUUGGUGCUGUCUCGAGGUGCUCUUCAAGUAUACAGGAAGAACCCGUACGUACAGCAACGAGAGAAGGACGUAGCGCGGCUGGAGAAGAAGCUGCUGAAGAUGGAAGUAAGCAGAGCCGAUGCCAUCCGCGUAGAGUCCACGGACGCCUUCAAACACCACCCUUUCUGCUUCAUCCUCGUGGCACGGAAGCGCUCGCGACGCUUGGGCAUAUUAAGCAGUAAUGAUGACGCCACAACGAGGAGCGCCGUCAGCUUCAGCAGCGCGGGAGGCAACUGCUUCCAGCACCGUAAGGAGAGCAACUUGGACUCCCGACGGCUUGAUGACGGCCCCGUCGUGCUGUAUUAUCUUCAAGCCAGUAAAGAAGCCGAACGGCAGCGCUGGAUUCGCGCUCUACAGCGCUGGAUUGAAGGCGAGAGCCCGGCCAAACUGGGACGUGGGAUCCUCAACUACAUUGUGAAUAACGAGUACAGUAACUUCCGCUACGGACAGAAAGUAGUGAGCAGUGGAUCCUCCAGGUCUGUGGUGGGUGACUGCGGGUCUACCGCGGCCUUAUCCCCGGCGUCACAGGCUGGACGCAGUGUCGAACAGGAGUUCCCGGUGCUCGCGAAUUUGAUCCGUGACAUGCACGACUGUAAGAAGGAGGACGAGAUGAUUUACAUCCUGGACCAAAUUUUAGGAGAAGUGCAGGACGGUGCGAACAGCGGUUACAUCAAGAAGCUCAUUGCCACGGCCGGAGAGGUGAAACUGGAGCAGUCGGAGCACAUCUGGACGACUCAUGUAAAGACGGCGUACGCUAAUAUUAUGAAGGCGUUGCAGACGGCGUCCUCAGGACAGGAACCCAGCAGCCAGGCACCGACACUGCGAGCUCCUACGUACGCGAUGCGUCAGAAUUCAGCUGGUAGUAUUGACUCGAGUGAGAGCAACCGGUCGCUGAACAAUGUGGACUUGGCGUCGUUCCAUAGAUUCUACAAGCUCGGACGGAAGCUGGGAUCGGGUGCCUUCUCUGUAGUGCACAUUGCCACUCACAGAGAGACGAGGAAGCAGGUUGCUGUCAAGUGUAUCGCUAAGGCGAGUCUGGGGCCUCAGGACGUGCAUUCUUUGAAGCAAGAGGUGGAGGUUAUGUCGAGUUUGAACCACCCUAACAUCGUGCCGUUGUUAGACUACUUUGAGGAGGACAGAUACUACUACAUUGUGACGCCGUUGUGUACCGGUGGCGAGCUGUUCGACGACCUGGUGAAACGUAAGAGUUAUACAGAAGAAGACGCCCGUGUACUCAUGCGGAAGCUGGCGAGCGCCAUUGACUACCUUCACUCACGUGGUAUCGUGCACCGUGACUUGAAGCCUGAGAAUAUUUUACUCAAGACCUCAGCUCCUGGUGCCGAGGUGAUGAUCGCGGACUUUGGUUUCGCUAGACCCAUGAAUGGCUCACGUCGCGGCACUGCGUGUGGCACUCCAGGCUAUGUGGCACCAGAAGUGGUGCAGGGCGAACCGUACGGCGCCGAAGUGGAUUGCUGGAGUCUUGGUGUUAUUCUCUUCAUCCUGCUGUGUGGAUACCCGCCGUUCCCUGGCGCUAACCACGCGACGGUGCUUGAUAAGGUCGUAAAGGCCGAGUACAAAUUCGAGUCGCCAUACUGGGACGAAGUGUCCGAUGAGGCCAAGGAUUUGGUGACGGAAUUGUUGACUGUGGAUCGUACCAAACGUCUUGAUGCGUCGGGUAUUCUGGCUCACCCGUGGAUGGACGAGACACGUGCGUCUGCCAUCAGUAUCACGGAUGACAAUGAAGUCAAGAAGCGCAUCACUCGCAAGUGUUCGGACCUGCUGCCGGCGUUGCACCAGAUGCGCAAGCACAGCUUGACCCACGGCAGCCCGAAGAUCCGUCCGUCCGAUAUGAACGUGGACGAUAUCGAACUAGACGAACUGACCAUGAACAGCGACAAGGAAAUGCUCGAGCGUGAGCUGGCUGACAUGGACGGCUUCUAGAGUGAGGGUUAUCAUUGGAAAUAACCCCAUUGUAAGUGACCUGCUGAGCCCCCGGAGGCUCAAGAGUCUUCGGAGUUGUGUGUAUUCAUGUGUGUAGUUGCAUGCCUAUGGUCCACUAGGCUUUGAAACUAAUUGGGUAAAAUAACAAACAACAUUUGUAUUUGCAACGUGCUCAGAGUCCC
Messenger RNA from Phytophthora nicotianae INRA-310, 2576 nucleotides. Its product is annotated as CAMK/CAMK1 protein kinase. The record is from RefSeq and is a predicted model, not a curated record. NCBI's taxonomy places the organism in Eukaryota, Oomycota, Peronosporomycetes, Peronosporales, Peronosporaceae. The transcript has a single exon. The coding region runs from base 46 to 2394 and encodes 782 amino acids. Gene Ontology annotation, molecular function: ATP binding; protein kinase activity. Gene Ontology annotation, biological process: protein phosphorylation.